AUGUCAAAGUUUUCUCUCCAAGGACGUACUGCACUAGUGACGGGAGGUGCUCGAGGGUGCGGCUUGGCUUUUGCGCGUGGACUGGCAGAAGCCGGCGCGAACAUCGCAAUCUUCGACGUUAUCCCACCCGAUGAAGAAUUCGCCUUGAUCGAAAAAGAACUCUCUGUGAAAACGGCUUAUUACAAAGUGGACGUUUCCUCCGAGGAAUCCCUUCAAAGUGGAUUUGAGCAAUUCCAAAGCGACUUUGAUAACGCCCUCGAUAUUUGUGUUCCUUGCGCUGGGAUUAAUCGUCACCUCCCAUUCCUCGAAUUCACCUUCAAAGACCACCAAGACCUCCUGUCGAUCAACGUACUCGGACUAUACUUCACGGCUCAGUUGGCGGCCAGGCAAAUGAUCGCGAAUGGGACAAAACAUGGUAGCAUUGUUCUGGUAGCCAGUAUGGCGAGCCACAUUGCCGUACGCAGCCAGUUGUGCAGUGCAUACUGUGGUACAAAGGGCGCAGUUCGGUCCAUGUGUCCCGCGAUCGCGAAAGAGCUGGCCGAAUACAAUAUUCGGGUGAACUCGAUAUCCCCAGGCUACGUACGAACUAAAAUGACCGAAUCUUUCCCCCAUCUUCUCGAGGGCUGGAAAACGGAAACGAUGAACGGGCGGAUCGCCGAGCCGGAGGAUAUAAUGGGGGCGUGCGUGUUUCUGGCUAGUGACGCGAGUGCAUACAUGACGGGGCAGGAUAUCAUUGUGGAUGGGGGAGUGACCCGCUGGUAG
This is a messenger RNA of Penicillium verhagenii, 762 nucleotides long. RefSeq names its product lung carbonyl reductase. The record is from RefSeq and is a predicted model, not a curated record. Gene Ontology annotation, cellular component: intracellular anatomical structure. Gene Ontology annotation, molecular function: oxidoreductase activity, acting on NAD(P)H, oxygen as acceptor. Lineage: Eukaryota; Fungi; Ascomycota; Eurotiomycetes; Eurotiales; Aspergillaceae. The coding region runs from base 1 to 762 and encodes 253 amino acids. The transcript has 5 exons.